Molecule: messenger RNA, 966 nt
Organism: Penicillium macrosclerotiorum
Lineage: Eukaryota; Fungi; Ascomycota; Eurotiomycetes; Eurotiales; Aspergillaceae
Product: aldo/keto reductase family protein
Exons: 3
Coding region: 1-966 (321 amino acids)
Cellular component (GO): cytoplasm
Source: RefSeq, a predicted model, not a curated record
AUGCCUUCUCUCGUCGGAAAAGAAGUCGGGCCCACCGGCUAUGGUACUAUGAGGAUGACCUGGCAGGCCAACCCACCGGCCCAGGAAGUCUGCUUUGGGAGUCUGAACAAGACCCUCGAGCUGGGCGCCAACUUCUGGAACGGUGGCGAGCUCUACGGCACUCCGGAUUACAACUCCAUGCACCUGUUGAACAAGUAUUUCACCAAGUUCCCUGAGAACGCAGAGAAAGUGGUUCUCAGCGUCAAAGGCGGCUUGAAGCCUGGCCAGCUAGUACCAGAUGGGUCUGAGGAGAAUAUCCGCCGAAGCGUGGAUGAAUGUCUGCGUUUGCUGGAUGGCAAGAAGAAGAUUGAUAUCUUCGAGUGUGCGCGACAGGAUCCGAAGUUCCCGGUAGAGCACACCGUGGAGGUCCUCGCACAGUAUGUCAAGGAGGGCAAGAUCGGAGGCAUUGGAUUAAGUGAAGUGGAUGCCGAGACGAUUCGGAAAGCACACAAGGUGCACCCAAUUGCCGCCGUUGAAGUUGAGAUGUCACUCUGGUCGACAGAUAUCCUGGAGAAUGAUAUCGCGAAGACAUGUGCCGAGCUGAAUAUCCCUGUUGUGGCCUACUCGCCGCUGGGGCGCGGCGUCCUGGCCGGUGCAGUUACCUCGCUCCAAGACAUUCCCGAGGGCGACUUCCGCCGGAGGAUGUCCCGGUUUCAGGAGGAGAACUUCCAGCAGAACUUGAAGCUUAUCAACGAAGUUAACAGCCUCGCUUCACGGAAGGGAAUGGCUCCGUCUCAAAUUGCCUUGGCCUGGAUCCUCAGUCUCAGCGGCAAGCCCGGCAUGCCCACUAUCAUCCCCAUCCCCGGCGGCACCACCACGGACAAGGUAGUCCAGAAUAUGGUCGGAGUGAAAUUGCUCACAGAAGACGAGCUAGCGGAAGUGGAUGCAAUCUUGAAGAAGCAUACUGUUGCUGGGCCACGGUAUUAA